Molecule: messenger RNA, 4005 nt
Organism: Drosophila mauritiana
Lineage: Eukaryota; Metazoa; Arthropoda; Insecta; Diptera; Drosophilidae
Gene: ltl
Product: leucine-rich repeat-containing protein let-4
Exons: 4
Coding region: 670-3150 (826 amino acids)
Molecular function (GO): protein binding
Source: RefSeq, a predicted model, not a curated record
UCCCAGUCGCAAAGAGACCGCCCUGCAAUCUAGACGUGAUCAGCAGCCCAUCAAUAAAUAAAAUACAAUAGAGAUAUACUCGCGGUGUUCGACAAACAAACAGGCAAAUACAAUUUUUUAGAAGAUUAAUUCCGAGCAUCGGCGAUCUAUAUACAAGCGGGUCAGGAGGUCUAGCAGAUAGGAGGAGGCGGAGGAGUAGCAGCUCCAGCUCCAGCUCCAGUUCUCCAUAUCCCAGCCGUUAAGAUUCGAUACGACCGAUCGAUCGAUCGACCGAACUUAACCUUAAGUGCGGUGCGCGUGUGUUAUUCGAAAGAUCUUUCAAAAGUAGUGACAGUGCGGCUUUGAAAUCCGAUGCCAGCGGUUCAGAGAAUCAACGAAAUCCUGCUGGAAAACCGAGCUGCCAUGGAAACCCCCGCACGCACGCAUAUGUGCGCCUAGUGGGUAAUUUCCCGAGUCUUUCGUGUUUUCCGAGCUGCCUGCUCGAACAGUUGAUAAUCCGCCGUCCGAGCGAAUGCAACGUGUCCUGGUCUCGAGCCGGAAAACCGUGAUUUGUGAACUGUGAACUGAGAUAUCGUAGAUAACGAAAAAGUGUACAUAUAUAUAUAUUAUUGCUCUGGCCAAAGAAUUGUGAAAUCGCAUUCACCGAGUGACUGAGAUCACUCUACGAAAAUGACUUCCCUCGUGUACACCGUCUUUCACCUGGCCUCGCUCCAGUGUUCCGUGCGUCCGGAGAUCUCGCCCUGCACCUGCGAAACGGGCAAGGCCUGGAACCAUGUGGAGCUCUCCUGCGAGAAACUGGAAUCCUUCAAUGCCGUCGUGGACAGCCUGGCCAAUAAGCUCAAUGCCGACACCAAUAUCGACCUAAAGAUCACGCACUCGCAACUCGACGACCUGGAAAUGCGCUCGUUUACGGAUAUGAACUUCAACUUGUACAAGCUACGGAUGCAGUGGAACAGUCUAAAAUCGCUGCCCGAGGUGCCGUUCCGCGGGUUAUCGAAUGUCACCUACCUAAGCAUCGGCGACAACGACCUCGACGAGAUCCCGAAGCACGCCCUGAGCCACAUGCCGAGCCUUUUGACUCUGGACAUUGGGCGGUGCAAGAUACGGUCGGUGCAGCAGGAGGACUUCCGGGGCAUACAACGGGUAACGAAUCUGAUCCUGGUGAGCAACAUCAUAACGCGCCUGGACCGAGGAUCCUUUCCCAAGAGCCUCCUUAUCCUGCAUCUGGGUAGAAACCAACUGGAGUCACUCAAUGGCUCGCUUCACGAUCUGCACAACUUGGAGUCUCUGUUCAUCAAUGCGAAUAAUAUCACGUCGCUGGAUGAUGAGCUACCCGAUGGAGGGCAGUUGCGCCUCCUGAUGGCCCACAAUAAUAGGCUGGAACGCCUGCCGGCCAACAUGGCCGGUAUGCACAGCCUGGAGACGGUCCACAUACACUGCAACCAGCUGAGAUCCUUCGACCGCGUACUUCGCAAUGCCGUCAAUCUGUCCGAGGUCAUGGCCGAUAACAAUGAGCUGGAGUACCUGGCCCAGGACGAAUUCGCCUCCUGCUCCAAGGUGGAGACCCUGCAGAUGGGCUGCAAUCACAUCAAGUCGCUCAAUUCCUCGCUACUGCCCAUCCUCAAGCUGAAGAACGCCAACUUCUCGUUCAACGACAUCGAAGAGUUCUCCAUGGCGGAACUGCACGGACUGCGUUCGCUGAAGACACUCCAGCUGUCCAGCAAUCGCAUCCAACGACUGCUGCCCGAUCCCCGGGGAGUGCAGGAGCUGAUGCUAGUCAAUCUGGAUCUGGAUAACAAUAGAAUCGACUCUCUGAAUGGAGCUUUGGCUGGCUUGGGCAAUCUUCGGAUACUCAAUUUGGCUGGAAACCGAUUGGAACACCUCCAGGUGGGCGAUUUCGAUGGCAUGAUUCGAUUGGACAUCCUCGACCUGACCGGGAAUCAGCUGGCGGAGCUCAAGCCCUUGGAAAUGACUUUGUUGCCCAGCCUGAAAAUCCUUAAGGUUGCCUACAACAAUAUCACCAAGCUGGAACAGGACUUCAAGGGACUGCCCGUUCUUUGCCAGGCUAACUUGACCAAUAACCAGAUAUCGGCCAUAUCGAGUGAACUCGUGACCAACACGCGCUGCAAAAAUCACAAUGUUCCCGGCAAACUGGAGAUACAUCUAGAUGACAAUCCCAUAAUGUGUGACGUGGGAUUGAACGAGCUGUGUCGAUUGAUGGCCGUCCAGGAGGCACGAAUUCGUGGUCGAUCCCAGUGCUUUGAGAAUGACCAGGAGGUGUGCACCGUGCUCCCGAUGCUAUACAACGUGAACCUGCCCAUAAUGGUGACCAAUCUGAAGUUGACGGGCCGCGAGGUUCCAAAGCCAAUGGUGCGGGUGAUCGUGCCAUCGCUGAUCAAGGCCAAUAAUGAGCUAUUGCCGCCACUUAUUGCCACUCUGGGUAAUCCAGUGCUCAUUAGCACCGAUUUGGUCAAUCCGGUGAUAUCGCCACUACCACCACCACUUCUGCUGGCCACCACAACGCCGCCACCGCCUAUGCCACUUCCUGUGGAAGCGGACGUUGAGAAGAAUGAGUCUACCACCGCGAAUCCAGUGAGCACGAAUAGCACUCAGGAGACCACGACAACCACAAGUACCACAACGACGACAACAACAAAGUCCAGUAGUCAGGUGGCUCCCAUCGAGCUGAUCACGACCACAGCACCCACGACGACGACCACCAGCACCACAACACCGAAACCCAAUGAAACGCUGCCCGUGAUUGUGGAACUCCAGGAUCCCAAUCCACCGGACACUCCGGUCAAUCAAACUGAUGUCGGAGUGGCUCAGGAUGAGGCAUCUGCCCUGGUUCCGCCAGUGGUUCUAGAUCCCCUGCAGCAGGAUCUGGAAAGGGAGAGGGAGCGCGAAAGAGAGCGAGAACUAGAGCGGGAUCUGGACCACGAGGCGGUGGCCAAGACCGAGUACGAGACGGUCGAGUACAUCCCCAAUCUGGUGCAGCCUCCAGUGGGCAGUGAUGCACUGACGCCGCCUCCGAGCAAGGCGAAUGCGCUGGAGGAGGACUCCGAGUCGGUGCACUCCAACUCUGUGCACGCGGAGUAUCCCCACGCGGCGCAGAGCCUCCAGAUUCCCGAGGAACCGCCGGAGGAGUGAGUCCUCCGCCUGGGGGGUUAGGCUCCUCGGGGGGAAUCCCCCGAAAAUAACCACAUUAUUUUACUGUAAAUCGCAGACGGAUGGAAGCGCUGGAAUCGAUGGAGGGCGGACGGAGCAGCAUGCAAACGGCGGAAUGAGCGAGUUUCGGAUUUGUAUGCCUUAAGUUAACUUAGUUCUUAUGUUUUAUUUAAGCCAUCGCUAAAUCGAACAGUUUGUCGGACCAAACGCUUUUUUGUUGAGUUUUUUUCGUCGAUUUUAUGCAAAAUUCGAUACGAUUACUGGGGUUUUUGUAAUCCUGCAUUCGGGACAAACUUACGAGGACAGUCUUAUGAUUUAAGCUUAUUUGUUGGGGGCUCAAUUUCGCGUAUGUGUGCUUUGGCGUUGGCAAGCGGAACCCUUUCGGUUUUCAAUUUCACGGAAUUUAAAACUAUUUUCGAAAAAUACUCAUACUUUUAUAUUCUCUCAAAUGUCUAGAGCUGAUACUAUUUUGAUACAUUGAAACACAUCGAAGUGGGUGAUAUAUUUUCGGUUGGCUUAGAAUGAUCAUAAAAAUAAAUUGAAACAAACCGUGAAAUUAAAAAACGAAAGCAAGACCGAUAGAAACAGGAAGUUGGCGAUAUCAAAUAUGCAACUGCAUAUGCACAUUAUAUAUAUUUAAUAACUGUAUACACGUAUGAACGUUGAACAUCUACAAGUAGGUACUUAGAGUUAAACGACAGCAACAACAAAUCGCAUCGAGCUAAUGUUAAUAACGAAAAGCACUCACUCACAUACAAACACACAAAACCACACACACACAAUCACAGCCGUAGCCGUGCACAUGCACAAACUGAAAAAAAUACGAAUAAAAAAAAA